This is a messenger RNA of Monoraphidium neglectum, 1209 nucleotides long. RefSeq lists its product as hypothetical. Lineage: Eukaryota; Viridiplantae; Chlorophyta; Chlorophyceae; Sphaeropleales; Selenastraceae. Gene Ontology annotation, molecular function: ATP binding; protein kinase activity. Gene Ontology annotation, cellular component: chromosome passenger complex; spindle pole centrosome; spindle midzone. Gene Ontology annotation, biological process: mitotic spindle organization; protein phosphorylation; regulation of cytokinesis. Bases 1 to 1209 code for a protein of 402 amino acids. The record is from RefSeq and is a predicted model, not a curated record. The transcript has 7 exons.
AUGGCGGCGACGGCCGCUUAUGUCACCAACCUCUUGGCGGAGGCAGAGGCCGCCGUCGGCGCGCACCCCGCCGCGGCCGCCGAGGCCGCCGCGGCCGCUGAGCCGCCGCAGCCCACGCCCGGAAGCGCCAAGGCGAUCGCCGCCGCCGCGGCUGCGGCGCGGGCUUCGCUGGCGAUCGCGGUGGGUGACCACGGGGCCGCGGGAGGCGCGCAGCAUAGUGAGGGCGGCACGGCGGGGGAUGACCCCGCCACGCCCACCCAGGCAGAGCCGAGGUAUGUCAGCGGAGAGGGCCACGCGCAGCCGCAUGGCCCAGGCUCCCACGACGGCCUCACGCACCCCGCGGCGUCGCGGCCGGUGAUAGACGCCCUGCAGGUCAUGCCUGACGAGCAGCGCCGCAUCGAGGCGAUGGCGACGCACGUGGACGCGGCCAAGCGGCGCCAGCAGACCAUCAAGCACCUGCAGGACCUGGAGGUCACCUCCUCGCGCGCCGCGCCUUCGCCCGCGGCAUCGGCAGCGGCAGCGUCCGCGCCGCCGGCCGAUCACCCCGCGGCGCCCGCGCCGCCGCGGCCGGCGGCGCCCCCGGCGCUGCAGGUCCCCCCCAGCCCACAGCAGCCGCACGCGGGCGAGGCCGCCGCGGCCUCGCCCCACCACUCGCCGGCGGGCCGUUUGGCGCCGAGCGCGGCGCAUGCAGCGGCGCCGGCGUCGCCCAAGACGGCCGCGGCCGCGGCCUCCCCCAAGGGCACGGCGUCGACGGGCGGCCGCAACCCCCACACCAAGCGCGCCUACAAGGUGCUGAGCGUCCACGCACUCCUGCACCCCGCGAUGCGGCGCGAGUUCUGGAGCAGCGACCAGUUCGAGGUUACAAAGCGGCUGCACAAGGGCUAUGCGUCCGAGGUUUACAGGGCCACCGACAAGCAGUCUGGCGAGGCGUGCGCUGUCAAGGUGUAUGACGUCACCCAGCUGGGCAAGCUGAACAAGGUGCAGCUGAUCCGUGAGAUCAAGCUUCACGGCAGCUUCGCCCACCGCAACAUCGUGGAGCUGUGGUGCAGCUUCCAGGAGGGCAACCAGGUGGCGCUGGUCCAGAAGUUCUGCGAGCAGGGGGACCUCCUCAAGCUGCUGCACAAGUGCGGCGGACGCAUGAACGAGCGCGCCUCGGUGCAGGUGGGCAGGCCCUCCGUGGGUGAUGACAAGACUUUGGGGGCGGGGUGA